Messenger RNA from Nelumbo nucifera (sacred lotus), 1848 nucleotides. RefSeq names its product Pentatricopeptide repeat (PPR) superfamily protein (gene OTP43). NCBI's taxonomy places the organism in Eukaryota, Viridiplantae, Streptophyta, Magnoliopsida, Proteales, Nelumbonaceae. Gene Ontology annotation, molecular function: protein binding. The record is from RefSeq and is a predicted model, not a curated record.
CCCAGUCGGCAGUCUCCCAUCCUAUAUUCCUAUAUCAACUGAUGUGAUGACAUUCAUUCUCAACCCCAACCCCAACCCCCGUUAAAUUACGAACUUAUUACUGUUGAUCUCUGUGAUGUUCCAUCAUCUCUUCGGAUCAACAACUUCCUCACCCGCCAAAACCAACCGUCUUCAUCUACGUUUACUUCUUCUUCUUCUUCAACCCAAACGCUUGUCUCACAGCCAACCCAACAAAACCUCCUCCUCCUUACAGUCAGAAGACCCCCUUUUCAUUGCUCAACUCAUCCUCAACGACAACACUAAAGCCCUAGCCCUCACCCUAGAAAAAUGCAGCGGCGUCCAUUGGUCCACCCAUCUUGUCGACGCUGUCCUCAAACGCCUCUGGAACCACGGUCCCAAAGCCCUCCGGUUCUUCGAAUCUCUCGACCGCCACCCCACCUACCAACAUUCCACCUCCACCUUCGACUACGCCAUCGACAUCGCCGGCCGACUUCGAGACUACAAGACCCUUUGGACCCUCCUCUCCCGCAUGCGUCGCCGCCGCCUCGGUCCCACCCCCAAAACCUUCGCCAUUAUCACGGAGAGGUACGUUGCCGCCGGCAAGGCCGAUCGGUCUGUUAAGAUUUUCUUGUCGAUGCACGAGCAUGGUUGCCCUCAGGAUUUGUCCUCGUUCAAUAUGUUCCUCGAUGUCCUCUGCAAGUCCAAGAGGGUCGAGAUGGCUCACUCGCUCUUUAAGGUCUUCAACCGGAGGUUCAGAGCUGACACUAUCACUUAUAACAUAAUUGCGAACGGUUGGUGUUUGAUUAAGAGAACACCCAAGGCGUUGGAGACACUCAAGGAGAUGGUGGAGAGGGGAUUGACUCCUUCCCUGGCGACGUAUAACAUUUUGCUCAAAGGGUUUUUCAGGGCUGGGCAGCUUAAGGAAGCUUGGCAGUUCUUUACUCAGAUGAAGAAGAGAGGGUGUGAGCUUGAUGUGAUUACUUACACUACUGUAGUUCACGGGUUUGGCGUGGCGGGCGAGGUAGAGAAGGCUCGUAGAGUUUUCAGGGGAAUGAUUGGAGAGGGUUGUCUUCCUUCGGUUGCUACCUACAAUGCUUUGGUUCAAGUUCUGUGUAAGAAGGACAACGUCGAGAAUGCACUUGCGGUAUUCGACGAAAUGGCGAAGAAGGGUUAUGUACCCAAUGCAACAACUUAUACUGUGAUAAUUAGAGGACUAUGCCAUGCUGGGGAAAUGGAUAGGGCCAUGGAGUUCAUGGAAAGAAUGAAGGAUGAUGAUCAAUGCGAGCCCAAUGUACAGACGUACAAUGUUGUCAUCCGUUAUUUGUGUGAUGCUGGAGAGCUUGAGAAGGGUUUGGAUGUAUUCGGUAAGAUGGGCGGAGGGGCUUGCUUGCCGAAUUUGGAUACCUACAACAUCUUAAUAGGUGCCAUGUUUGUAAGGAAGAGAUCGGAUGAUUUGCUGGUAGCAGGGAGGCUAUUGAUGGAGAUGGUGGAUAAAGGAUUUAUUCCAAGAAAGUUCACUUUCAAUCGAGUCUUGAAUGGGCUUCUGCUCACUGGGAAUCAAGGCUUUGCAAAAGAGAUUCUGAGGGUGCAGAGCAGGCUCCGUCGUCUUCCUCGAGAAUUCAAGUUGUGAAGCUCAGAUAAGGGGCCCUGACAUCCCUUGUUGUAUGUUGAUGUAUAAACAUCGCUGAAUGAAACGUUUAAUUUAUAAAUUCUUUUAGUAAGGGGAAGUGAGAAUAAUGAAUUUCAGUUUGAGUUGGGAAUUGAUCAUUCUAAACUGUUUUUUUGUUAGAGCUGAUGAUUGCAAAGGCUUUGAAAAGCUAUGAUUCAAUUCAACGAAGACUUAUUUCA